GAGUUGGUAACCUGGAAAGUACAAUGAUACAACAGCUGAUACAUAAAUAUACUGACAAAAGAGGCUAAGACAAUAAUGAUUAAACAUGGCUCUGUUGGAACUCUACACCGAGUACAACAGAGUGUGGAUACCAGACGCAGGUCAUGUGUGGAGAUCAGCUGAGAUUCUGAGAGACUUUCAUCUUGGAGAUAAUGUUCUUGACUUGCUUCUUGAAGAUGGCACUGAGAACCACUACCCUGUUGACCCGGCAAAACCACAACUCCCUCCUCUUCGCAACCCGGACAUCUUGGUGGGGGAGAACGACCUCACGGCUCUCAGCUACCUGCAUGAACCUGCAGUCCUGCACAACCUUAAAGUGCGCUUUGUGGAGUCCAAAAUCAUCUACACCUACUGUGGUAUUAUACUGGUAGCUGUAAAUCCUUACAAACAGCUUCAUAUCUAUGGAGAUGCAAUCAUUCAUGCCUACUCAGGCCAGAACAUGGGAGACAUGGACCCUCACAUAUUUGCAGUAGCAGAGGAAGCAUACAAACAGAUGGCCAGAAACCACAAGAACCAGUCCAUCAUCGUCAGUGGUGAAUCUGGAGCCGGGAAAACAGUGUCUGCUCGGUACGCUAUGAGGUACUUUGCUGUUGUAAGCAAAUCUGGAAGUAAGACUCGAGUUGAAGACAAAGUUCUGGCAUCCAAUCCGAUAACAGAGGCAAUAGGAAAUGCAAAGACCACCAGGAAUGACAACAGCAGCCGUUUUGGGAAAUACACAGAGAUCGGCUUUGACAGGCGGUACCGGAUCAUUGGAGCGAACAUGAGGACCUAUCUCUUAGAGAAAUCCAGAGUCGUUUUUCAGGCAGACAACGAGCGAAACUAUCACAUCUUCUACCAGAUGUGUUCCUGUGCUCACCUGCCUGAGUUCAAGAAUCUAAAACUGUUGAGUGCAGAUGAGUUUGCGUACACCUGCAUGGGCGGUGAGAUCACUAUUGAAGGUGUGGAUGAUGAGAAAGACAUGGAGGAGACUCGGCGGACCUUCUCACUCCUGGGAUUGAUGGAGGACUUUCAGUCAGAUGUGUUCAAAGUGUUGGCAGCAGUUCUGCAUUUGGGGAAUUUGGAAAUCAAAAACUCUGGAGAUGGAAAAUCAUCAGUUCCACCCAGCGAUCCACACCUGGCAGUCUUCUGUGAGUUGCUGGGUGUGAGUGCAGAGGGUUUGGCUCGCUGGCUGUGCCACCGGAGGAUUGUUCUGGUGGCGGAGACGGUGGUGAAGCCGGUGCCCAAGGAGCGGGCUGUAAACGCCAGAGAUGCCCUAGCCAAGCAGAUCUAUGCCCACCUGUUUGACUGCAUCAUCAACAAGAUAAACACAGCACUGCAGGUUCCAGGAAAGCAACACGCUUUCAUUGGUGUUCUGGACAUUUAUGGGUUUGAAACAUUUGACAUCAACAGCUUUGAACAGUUUUGUAUCAACUAUGCAAAUGAGAAGCUUCAGCAGCAGUUUAACUUGCACGUGUUCAAGCUGGAGCAAGAGGAGUACAUGAAAGAGGACAUCCCAUGGACGUUGAUAGAUUUCUAUGACAACCAGCCGGUCAUUGACCUGAUUGAAGCAAAGAUGGGGAUCCUGGACUUGCUUGAUGAAGAAUGUUUGUUUCCUCAGGGCACAGAUCGAAGCUGGCUGCAAAAGCUCUUCAAAUAUCUCGAUGCCAACCCUCUGUUUGAGAAGCCCAGGUUAUCAAAUGAGGCGUUUGUGAUUCAACACUUUGCCGACAAGGUGGAAUAUCAAUGCAGAGGCUUUCUAGAAAAGAACAGAGACACUCUCUAUGAGGAACUGGUUGACAUUUUGAGAGUCAGUGAGUUUCCUUUUGUGGCCAACUUUUUCCAAGAGGAGAAGCAAAAACCUGUGACCACGAAAGUUGUCAAAGUGAGGCCCGCCAGACCCGUAGUGAAACCAGCCAAUAAACAGCAGAGAGCCUCAGUGGGAGAUAAGUUCUGCAGCUCCCUCUCUUUACUGAUGGAAACACUGAAUGCUACCACCCCUCAUUAUGUGCGCUGCAUUAAGCCCAAUGACGAAAAGCUCCCAUUUGAAUAUGACUCCAGGAGGGUGGUGCAGCAGCUGCGAGCCUGUGGAGUCCUGGAAACUAUUCGUAUUAGUGCACAGAGCUAUCCCUCCAGGUGGACAUACAUUGAGUUUUACAGCCGAUACAGUAUCCUAAUGUCACAUCAGGAGGGAGACCUCAGUGACAAGAAACAGACCUGCAAGAACGUGCUGCAGAGGUUGAUUCAGGACUCCAACCAGUACAAGUUUGGUCGGACAAAGAUCUUCUUCCGGGCUGGUCAGGUAGCUUAUCUGGAGAAGCUGCGUCUGGACCGGCUGAGAGGAGCCUGUGUGACCCUGCAGAAACACGUCCGCGGGUGGAGCAAGAGGAGGAAGUUCCUGCGCAUGAGAGAGGCGGCCAUCAUCCUGCAACAGUACAUCCGGGGAACAAAGACAAUCCGUAAAACAGUGACUGCUGCGGCUCUGAAGCAGGGCUGGGCAGCGCUGGUGAUCCAGAGGUGCUGGAGAGGUUACCGCAUGAGACAGAUCUUCCAUUUAGUCCGUGUGGCCACCGUCACCAUCCAGUCCUUCACACGAGGCUGGAUUGCCCGUAAACGCUACAAAAAGAUGGUGGAGGAGCAGAAAGCCCUGAUUUUACAGAAGUACGCCCGAGCAUGGCUGGCACGGCGGCGUUUUCAGACCAUGCGUCGGCUGGUGAUCAACGUCCAGCUCUCCUUCAGGGUGCAGCAGCUCAGGAAGAAGAUUGAAGAGCAGAACAAAGAGAACCGUGGACUGAUGGAAAGACUCUCAAGCUUGGCCAACUCCCACUCUCACACCGUGGACAGGCUGCACGGUCUGGAGGCGCAACUGGAAAAAUCAACCAACCAGAAAGUGUCUUUGGAGGCCAGAGAGAAGAAAGUGAAAGAAGAUGCUCGCCAGCAGAUAACAACACAGCUUCAGAAGGAAAUAGAUGCACUCAAACUUGAGAAGCAGAACUUGGAGAAAAAGUUUGACGCUUCUUCCAAAGAAGCCAAAGAGAGCUUUGACCAUAUGAAGACGAAUCUUCAGGAAGAGAAAGAACAUGAAGCAAGGUUUAGAAACAGAGUUGCAGAGAACAACAUUGAGAUCCAGAGGAUUGACCACGAGAAGGAGGUGGAAACUCUGAAAGAGGGGAUUAAGAGAUUGAAAGAGGAGAGAGUCAGCCUGCAGAGAAAGAUCGAGGAGGGGGACCAGGUGAACGCUGACCUACAGGAGCAGGUCAUCCAACUCACCAAACAUGUCAAAAUCAUUCCCGAGCUACGGAAGGAUCUCAACAACCUGCAGAACCAGAGAAAUAACAUGGACCGGAAGAUGAAAGAGCAGUCGGAACAAGCCAGAGCUAAAAUGAACGAUAUCACGAGACAACUUCUUGGUGGUAUCGUUGAAGAGAACGUUCUUUUGGGGCUAACUCCAGACGACUCUGAGAAGAUCUGUGAAGUUGAAGAUUUGCUGGCAGCCUUUGAUGGUCUUCAGAAAGCUACCAGAAUCCUGGAAAACCACCAGAGGGAGCAGAAGGAGGGCUGUGAGACCCAAGUGGAAGGCUUUAAAUUGAAAGUGGACCACCUUGAAAAUGAGAACAGCAAGUUGCAAAACCUGUUCCAGGAGAAAAGUAACGUCAACGAGAACAUUCGCCAAGAACUGUCCAGGCUCAGCAGCGAGAACUCAGUUAUCCCGGAGCUGAAAGUUCAGGCUUUAGAGCUUCAGAGACAAAAACAAGAUUUGGAGGCCCGUGUAGAGGAGCAGAGCAGAGAACUAACAGACAAAACUGAAGAGAUCACAAACGUGCUUCAAAAGAAGAUUCAAGAAGAGAGCUCACAACGGAGGCACUUUGAGGAGAAAAGUGAAGAGCUGGAGGAGUUGAAGAGGGAGCUCAAAGGCAGAGUGGAGGAGCUGGGAGAGGAGAACGAUCACUUGAAGAGACAGCUGCAGAUGGAGAGCGAGGCCAAGAGCAAACUGAGACAGGAGACUUCACAGUUAACCGCUGACAAUAUGGACUUUGAGGAGCAGCUCGACCAGAAAGACCGAUUAAUAAAGAAGCUCCAGAAGCAAAUGAAAAGCCUUGAAACAUCACAGAGAGCAAAGCAAACGUCUGCGCCUGCAAUCCCCAAAGACUUCCUCGGCAUGUUGGAGUACAAGAGAGAGGAUGAAUCCAGACUCAUUCAAAACAUCAUUCUGGAUCUGAAGCCCAAAGGUGUGGUGGUCAACAUGAUCCCCGGGCUGCCGGCUUACAUCCUCUUCAUGUGCGUGCGCCACGCCGACUACCUCAACGAUGAAGUCAAACUCAAGACUCUCAUGAAUGGAGUCAUCGGUGCUGUCAAAAAAGUCAUCAUGAGUCACCACAAAGACUUUGAGUUGCUGUCCUUUUGGCUCUCCAACAUGUAUCAGCUGCUCAACUGUCUGAAGCAGUACAGCGGGGAGGAGGAGUUCCUAAAAGAAAAUACUCCCUGCCAGAACAAACACUGCCUGCAGAACUUUGAUUUGUCUGAACACAGACAGAUUCUCAGCGACCUGGCCAUUCAAAUCUACCAUCAGUUCAUCUCAAUCAUGGAGAAGACCCUCUCUCCUGCAAUUGUUCCUGGUAUGCUGGAGCACGAGAGUCUACAAGGGAUUUCCAGCAUGAAGCCGACGGGUUUUAGAAAGCGUUCGAACAGCAUCUACGAGGACUCAGAGACACACACCAUCUCCUCCAUCGUUCAGCAGCUCAGUGUCUUCCAAUCCACCAUGAGCCAGCAUGGCAUGGAGCAGCGCCUCAUCAAACAGGCUGUCAAACAAAUGUUCUACCAAGUGGGAGCGACCACCCUCAACAACAUCAUGCUGCGCAAAGACAUGUGCUCCUGCAGGAAGGGGAUGCAAAUCAGGUGUAACAUCAGUUACCUGGAGGAAUGGCUGAAGGAGAAGGAGCUGCAGAGCUCGAAUGCGAUGGACACUCUGAAGCCGUUGUCUCAGGCCGCCUGGCUGCUGCAGGUCAACAAGUCCACCGACGAGGACGCCAAGGAGAUCACCGGCACAUGCACUGAACUGAACCCCGUUCAGAUUGUCAAGAUUCUGAACUCCUACACCCCCAUUGAUGAUUUUGAGAAAAGAGUGACGUCGUCAUUUGUCCGAAAAGUUCAGUCGUUACUACAAGAUCGUGACGGGUCCACGCAGCUGAUGCUGGACUCAGAUUAUCGUUUCCAGGUCACGUUUCCUUUCUGCCCGUCCGCGCAGGCCCUGGAGCUGCUGCAGGUCCCCAGCAGCCUCCACCUGGGCUUCCUCUCCAGGAUCUGACACAGAUCCUGACCUUUCACUGCUCAUGACUGAUUCAUAGUGCAGCAACCUAUGGCUGUGUAUGUCAUUGUAUAUAUAAAUAUGUAAACACUUUAAAUAAACAGUAAACACCAUAUAGGUGUAAUAGAAGUCAUGUCUCGCAAUAAGGAAAUAUAUUUUCUAUAGAUUCUUAUUUUUUCAAGCAUUUAUUUUGUUCGAACUGCAACCCAUAUAUUCUCAUAUUAAGUUAAACCACAGAAAAUGAACCAGCUACAACUGUUUUUUUUUAAUUGAUUCGGUGUUUCAAUCUUCUCUCAAUAAAAACCCCAGCCAUUC
Molecule: messenger RNA, 5635 nt
Organism: Trematomus bernacchii (emerald rockcod)
Lineage: Eukaryota; Metazoa; Chordata; Actinopteri; Perciformes; Nototheniidae
Gene: myo5c
Product: myosin VC
Exons: 40
Coding region: 86-5320 (1744 amino acids)
Biological process (GO): actin filament organization; vesicle transport along actin filament
Cellular component (GO): myosin complex; cytoplasm; vesicle
Molecular function (GO): ATP binding; microfilament motor activity; actin filament binding
Source: RefSeq, a predicted model, not a curated record